Prosopis cineraria is the source of this 4339-nucleotide messenger RNA. Its product is annotated as TMV resistance protein N-like. NCBI's taxonomy places the organism in Eukaryota, Viridiplantae, Streptophyta, Magnoliopsida, Fabales, Fabaceae. The transcript has 5 exons. The coding region runs from base 263 to 4144 and encodes 1293 amino acids. The record is from RefSeq and is a predicted model, not a curated record. Gene Ontology annotation, molecular function: protein binding; ADP binding. Gene Ontology annotation, biological process: signal transduction; defense response.
UAGUGAUGUAGUGAAAUUACCAUUAUACCCUUAAAAAAAUUAAGGGUCAUGGUCUAUUUUUUUGCUCUUUUCUUCUUCCCGUUGAUGCGUCUCAGAUCGCGAGAGUGAGAGCGAGUCCAGAGCUUCGACCUUCCUACCUUCGCAUUGCCGUCCCUCCACCAUAACUGGUCACUGUAUAGUUGCUGGUUCUACUUCCCUUUCCUGUUCCGUCGCUGCUAUUCUGAUCCUAUUGUUGAAGCAGCCUCUCUGUCUCUCGACUUCCAUGAACUUCAUGACAAUCCCACCAUGGAAGUACCAUGUCUUCUUGAGCUUCAGGGGAGAAGACACCCGAAAGGGCUUCACAGACCACUUACACGCUGCUCUCAAACAAAAAGGUAUCAUAACUUUCAAAGAUGAUAAGCUCGAGAGAGGAGAGGUUAUUUCUCACCAGCUCUUUCAAGCAAUUGAUGAAUCUCUCAUCUCUCUUGUUAUUCUUUCUGAAACUUAUGCUUCUUCGAGUUGGUGUUUGGAUGAACUUCUAAGAAUUCUUGAAUCUAAAAAAUCCUUGGGUAGAGAAGUUAUCCCAGUCUUCUAUAAGAUUGAUCCAUCUGAUGUUCGUCGUCAGAGAGGUACCUUUGCUUGUGCCUUUCAAAAACAUAGUCAGAGAUUUGCUGAAAACAAAGAGAAGGUGCAAAGAUGGAGAGAGGCCUUGGAAGAAGUUGCAAAUAUAUCUGGCUACAACUCUACAGAUCAGCAUGAAGCAAAACUCAUUGAAGAAAUUAUUGCAGAAGUAUGGGCAAAGGUACAGCCCAAGUUACCAUGUUAUUUCAACAAUGAGCUCGUUGGCAUAGAGUCAAGAGUAGAAGAAGUGAGUGCACUUUUAAAGAUUGGAUUGUGUGAUGUUUGCUUCAUAGGAAUAUGGGGCAUGACAGGUAUUGGAAAGACAACUCUUGCAAGAAUUAUCUAUGAGAGAAUAUCUCACCAAUUUGACGUUAGUUGUUUUCUUGCUAAUGUAAAGGAAAACUCUGAUGCCAAGGGUUUAGUUCCCUUGCAAAGAAAACUUCUUUCCCAAUUCAAGAUAAAAGACAUGUAUAUUGACGAUGCAUACGAUGGAAAGAAGAUGAUGAGGAAUUUGUUAUGCAGCAAAAAAGUUCUUGUUGUCUUGGAUGAUGUAAGUGAAAUAAGCCAACUAGAGAACCUUUCUAUGAAGAAAGCUUGGCUGGGCCCUGGGAGUAGAGUAAUUGUAACAACUAAAGAUAUGCAUGUAUUGAUAGGGCAUGGAGAAUUUGAAAUUUAUAAGGCCACAUUCUUAAACAAUGAUGAAUCUCUUCAACUAUUAUGCAAGAGGGCUUUUAAAAGGGAUGAACCUUUGGAAGGUUACUUGAAGUUGUGUAAGAGCAUCAUCCACCAUGCUCAAGGCCUUCCUUUAACUCUUGAAGUGUUGGGUUCUUAUCUUUGUGGAAGAACUGAACCUGAAUGGAAAGAAUCUUUGGAGAAAAUUAAAAGGUUUCCGCCAAGCAAUAUUCAAAUGAGGGUUAGAAUUAGUUACGAUGCAUUAAGUGAUAUGGACAAGAAAACAUUUUUAGAUCUUGCAUGUUUUUUUAAGGGAAUGAACAAAGAUCAAGUGACAAAAAUAUUUGAAGUGUGUGGUUUUUUUCCGGUUCUUGGAAUAAGAGAACUUGUUGAGAAAUGCUUGAUAACUGAAUAUCAUUAUGACCACGGCACGUGUUUGGGUAUGCAUGAUGUCCUUCAAGAAAUGGGCAGAAGUAUUGUUUUUGAGGAAUCCCCAGGGGAUGCUGGCAAAAGAAGUAGGAUAUGGUCACGAGAAGAUAUAGAUCAUGUAUUGACUAAUAACAAAGGAUCUAAUUUGAUAGAAGUUAUACAUCUUCAGUCAUCUAUACCAUAUGAAGCAAAUUGGGAUUCUGAAGCAUUUUCUAGUAUGUGUAGUCUCAGAAUACUCAUCAUCUCAUGUAAUGUGUACCUUCCUCAUGGUCUCACAUGUCUUCCUAGUUCAUUGAAAAUUCUUGAAUGGGAAGCAUAUCCUUUGCAAUCUCUUCCACACGGAGUUCAUCUGUAUCGACUUGUUCUCCUAAAAAUGCAUCACAGCAAGAUCAUACACCUUUGGGAGAGAACACAAGUAUGGUUUUUUUUAUGCCUAACCAAAUAUAGCUCAAUAUUGUUACACAAUCUUUUAAAGCUAAUCCCCUUACACUUGUAUUGUUUUGAGCAGAUGUUAGAAAACUUAAAGUGCAUUGAUUUGAGAUACUCUGAAGAUUUCAUAAGAACUCCUGAUUUUUCUAUGAUUCCCAAUCUUGAGCAACUGGUUCUUGAAGGUUGUGUAAAAUUGGUUGAAGUUCACCCAUCACUUGGAGAGCAUAAGAAACUUGUUGUAUUGGACCUGAAAGACUGCAAGAAUCUUAAAGCUCUUCCUAGUAAAAUGGAAAUGGAUUCAUUAGAGAAAUUGAUCCUUUCUGGAUGCUUAAAAGUUAAAAAGCUUCCAGAGUUUGGGAAAAGUAUGAAUAGUUUAUUGGUUCUUGAUGUGAAAAAUUGCCAAAACCUUGUUUGUCUUCCAAAUUCCACUUGUAAUCUGAAAUCCCUAAGAAUUCUUAAUAUUUUAGGUUGCUCAAAGUUUUCCUCUUUGCCUCAUAAUAUUGAUGGAAAUAAGUGUUUAGAGGAGCUUAAUUUGAGUGGAACUGCUAUACGAGAAAUACCUUCAUCCAUCAUUGGCCUACAAAAUUUGAAGUCACUAUAUUUGAAAGGAUGUAAUGGUCUAAGUUCAACAUCCUAUUCAUUAGGAAACUUGCUUUCCCGAAUUCCAAGAGUAUUUGGGUUCGUUAUUCAUGAAGCUCCGACUAGAUUGGUGUUUCCUCUUUCAAUCUUAGGUCUAGCAUCAUUGAAGGAAUUGGAUAUAAGUGAUUGCAAUCUCAAAAAAAUUCCAAAUGCUCUUAGUUGCUUACCUUCAUUGGAGAUCCUUGAUUUGAGCAAAAAUGAUUUCGGCAACUUGCCUGAUGGCAGUUGCAUUCUUCCUUCUUCAUUCUCACAUCUUUCAUCAUUGAAGUCUUUGACAUUAGAUAAUUGCAAUCUCCGUGAUGGGUCAAUUCCUGAAAAUCUUAGCUUCUUAUCAUCGUUGCAGAGUCUUAGUGUAAAUCAAAACAAAUUUACCCAUCUUCCUGCUCAAUGUGUUGCUAAUCUAUCACUUCUGUCUCUUCUUCGUUUGAGCUAUUGCCCAAAUCUCAAAUAUUUACCAGAUCUUCCGCCUAACCUAAAGCAGAUAGAUACAAUUGCUUGUCAUUCAAUGCAACCUUUAUCUUUCUCAGAGUUUGUAUCCAUUUUGAUCAAAUCUGGUCUUGAUUUUUCAAAAUCCUUUCCUUCUAGGAUUUCAAAUAAAAUGGUUUACAAAUCCUGGUGGACGUUGGAAAGUGAUAUCCCAUCAUGGUUCCAUAAUCAAAAUAUCCAAUUUCAUGAUAAAGUUGAUGCCUUUCAAGAUAAUCAUGUUCAAAUUUCUGAGAUAAAAAUCUCUUGUCAAGAUUUUUGUCCAUGUCAUCGCAUUUUGAUUGAUGGUUUUGAACCAUCAGAUUCCAUUGUGUCAGUAAAAGUAGACAUCUCUCAUGUUUGUGGCUCGGGUGUAUGGUGGGGAAUUUCUCUCUGCAUUGUUCUACAAGAUCAGGACCUUCCAGUGUCUGGUGAAGAUGUGUUCCAUCGAAAGCUAUUGUUAGCUUAUAAAUCUUCACAUGAUGAUUUCUUCAAACAUAGGGAUUCUUGGAUGGUUGGGAUGGGAAACAAUCCACAUCAAAUGUUAAUGACUUAUUUUCCUAGCAGUAAUUUCAUAGUUGAUUGUGACCAGAUUGAAUUCAUAUUUUAUACGCAAAAAUAUAAGCACAGAGGCAGGGAAUCACAAUGGGAAGGGAAAGUUGAUUUGCAAAAUCUGAGCAAGUUUGUGAUAAGCAAGUGCGGGUGGCGUGUGAUAAGCGAAGAAGAUGUUGAAGAAUGUCAUAGAUCAAUGAAUGAAUGCGAUACAAGUGGUAAUAACAAUGAAAUCCCUUCUCAACACUCACUUUAUGCUUACGGAAAGAGAUCCCACCAAGUUGAAGAAGUGGCAGAAGAGGACAACACUGUGGUUAGUGAUGAAGCAGAAACAUCUUCUGCUAAACGAAGAAAACUCUAAUUUCUUUUCACAAGGUUCGAAGUUGAAGAAUUCUAAAGCUGUAUCAUGCAAGCAUUGGAGGAGAUUGUCUUUAGUAAAAGAAGUUGUAGAAAAUAUGAGAUCAAUUGGGCGUGUCAUGUCUGCUUUGCAUUUGUAUUGGGCCAUAUGUAUCCAGGCCUGUUGUAUUUAUUUAAUUAUUUUUCGUAUUGUGUUGUA